Molecule: messenger RNA, 399 nt
Organism: Clonostachys byssicola
Lineage: Eukaryota; Fungi; Ascomycota; Sordariomycetes; Hypocreales; Bionectriaceae
Source: the annotation of a GenBank genome assembly
AUGGCUUGCAUCUUCUGCCGUAUCAUCAAGGGAGAAAUCCCAUCCUUCAAGCUUUUCGAGAGCGACAAGACCUUUGCCUUCCUUGACAUUGGUCCUCUUAGCAAGGGCCAUGCGCUCGUCAUCCCCAAGCACCACGGUGCUAAGCUGACCGAUAUCCCCGAUGAUUCUCUGACUGAGCUCUUGCCCGUCCUCAAGAAGAUUGCGACUGCUUCUGGCGCCGUUGACUACAACGUCCUUCAGAACAAUGGCAGAAUCGCCCACCAGGAGGUGGACCACGUCCACUUUCACUUGAUCCCCAAGCCAAACGAGAGCGAGGGUCUGGGCAUUGCCUGGAACCCCCAGCAACCUGACAUGGACAAGCUCAAGAACCUUGCCGAGGAGAUCAAGUCCAAGAUUUAG